Messenger RNA from Lemur catta (Ring-tailed lemur), 841 nucleotides. It is a transcript of the gene FTMT, whose product is annotated as ferritin mitochondrial. The record is from RefSeq and is a predicted model, not a curated record. Gene Ontology annotation, biological process: intracellular iron ion homeostasis; iron ion transport. The transcript has a single exon. Gene Ontology annotation, cellular component: cytoplasm; mitochondrion. Gene Ontology annotation, molecular function: ferric iron binding; ferrous iron binding. NCBI's taxonomy places the organism in Eukaryota, Metazoa, Chordata, Mammalia, Primates, Lemuridae. The coding region runs from base 4 to 714 and encodes 236 amino acids.
GCCAUGCUGUCCUGUUUCUGGCUCCUCUCCAAGCACACUCGCCCUUCGCUGGCGUCCUUGCGCAGUGCGCGCCGUGGCGUCCCGCUCCCGCCCCGCUGGGCGCCCGGGCUUCCCCCCGGCCCCCGGCUGGCCGCCCCCCGCCGCCCGCUGGCCGCAGCCUCCCCCCAGGGCCGCACCCCCGCCCGGGUGCGCCAGAACUUCCACCCGGACUCCGAGGCUGCCAUCAACCGCCAGAUCAACCUCGAGCUCCACGCGUCCUACGUGUACCUGUCCAUGGCCUAUUACUUCUCCCGAGAUGACGUGGCCUUGAACAACUUCUCCAGGUAUUUCCUCCGCCAGUCCCGGGAGGAGACAGAGCACGCAGAGAAGCUGAUGAGGCUGCAGAACCAGCGAGGAGGCCGGAUCUGCCUGCAGGACAUCAAGAGGCCGGACCGGGACGACUGGGAAAACGGGCUGCAUGCCAUGGAGUGUGCUCUGCUCCUAGAAAAGAACGUGAACCAGUCGUUGCUGGAAUUGCACACUCUGGCCUCAGACAAAUGUGAUCCCCAUUUGUGCGACUUCCUGGAAACCCACUACCUGAAUGAGCAGGUGAAGUCUAUCAAAGAGCUAGGUGACCAUGUGCACAACCUAGUUAAGAUGGGGGCCCCGGAUUCUGGCCUGGCCGAGUACCUUUUUGACAAACAUACUCUUGGAAAUGAAAGUAAGCAGAAAUAAGCUGCAGGCUGCCCUUCCCCACAGGCUACCCAGUGCAUCCCAAGACCAAGAGUCUCCUGCUUUCUUGCUCUUAAAAUUCACCUAUAUCUUUAUACUCAUCUCCUGUUCCUCCAAUAAAGCGAUUUGU